GCAGGGGGUAGCAGCUGAAAGAGCUGGGUAGUUUUACAGCAGGGAGAUGGAGGGGGUGGAAGCCCUUAUGGGAUAGCAGGUUACAAUCAUGGCUGGUGGAGGAGUUCAGGGAGUCAGCCAACUAAAGGAGUACUUGUCCAGUCCACCCUUCCUAUGAUUAAACCUAUGGAUCUUAGCGAUCCAUGUACUGCUUCAGCACGACAGAAACUGGGGAGAAUGUUCUGGGUCGGCUCAGGUCUGUGAGAAAGCCACAAAAGCUUAGGGGAGUAUCCCUAAGACAAUAACCCUGUUGACUGCAAUGAAGACCUCUCAUGGUGAUAUUUGAAAAGCUUGCAAUAGGGCCAUCACUGACUUGGGUGGGGGCUAAGGUGCACAGUUGACAGCCCAGAGGUUGCAAAUUCAAGGCCAAAGCAGAAGCACGGAUGGUGCAGCCUGUCAGAUUCCAAUGAAUCUGCAAAUUCUGCUAAAUACCUUGUCAGAAGGACACAAAAAAGGAAAGGGCUGACCAGAGUUGCAUUAAGACAGCUAAAAACCCCUUUCAGGCCCCAGGAUUGCCCCACUGUCAUGUCAGACCCAUGGUGCAGAUUGUGGAGGCACUGGGACUCUAAAAAGACACAUCAGCAUGUUGAAAAUGUGUUCAUAAUUGCAAUCAUUGAGCAACCUUAAUACAGGGGUCAGCACUGCCCUCAUUUAGUGACGACUAACAUGAGCCUUACUGCUGUUUACCAUGCCUGGUGGGAAACUUGCUUGCGUCCCCAUGGCUUCCUCAUACCUCAGCUUGCAGUACUGGGAGUCACCACUCCUUUGCGUAGUCAAGCUAUUUAAGCAGAGCACCCUGAAGAAUGCAUCUCACAGGGAAGGAGGCAGGUCUGCAUACUGCAUUGGUUUUUCCAGCACCCAGCGCAGUCUGAAGUGCUGCCUGAAGUGAUCCUGUUACCAUGGCUUCCCAGGGUCAGGUCAUUUUCUGGAGCACGAUCACCGUCAUCCUAAUUCUCGCAGCAGUGAUUGCACUGAUCAUCGGCUUUGGAGUUUCAGGUAGACACUCCAUCAGCGUCACUGCUUUGACCUCUGCUGGGAACAUUGGAGAGAACAGCAUCUUGGGCUGCACAUUUGAGCCUGACAUCAAACUCAGCAAUGUUGUAAUUCAGUGGGUAAAGGAUGGUGUUGCUGGGCUGGUCCACGAGUACCGAGAUGGCAAGGACCAGCUGCACAGCCAGGACGAGACUUUCCAGGGCCGUACGGCAGUCUUUGCAGAGCAGGUGAUUAGUGGGAAUGCAUCCCUGAUGCUCAGAGAUGUGCAGCUUUCUGAUGCUGGCACCUACCGCUGCUCUGUGACCACAUCCAAAGGGAAUGGAGAGGCAGUGUUGGAGUAUAAAACUGGAGCCUUCAGCACUCCAGAGGUGCAUGUGGAUUACAACAGCAGUUGGGAGACCCUGCGGUGCGAGGCACCCCGGUGGUUCCCUCAACCGGUGGUUAUGUGGACCUCACCCAAUGUCACGGGGAACAACCUCUCUGAGGUUGUCAACACCAGCUUCAAGCUGAACUCAGAGAAUGUGACUAUGAAGGUGGUGUCCUUUCUGCACAACAUCACCGCUAAUACCACCUACACCUGUGUAAUCAAGAAUGACAUCGCCAAAGCCACGGGGGACAUCCAAGUGACAGUUUCCAAUGUCACAAAGAAGAUAAAAGUGCAGCUUAUAAACCUGAACAUGGCAUCAGCUUCCUCAUCUCCUCCUGCCCUUCAUUGGUUGCUUCUUCCCUUCCUGUUCUUGUUGUCUUUGUAAUACUGACCUGCCAGGAAGAAGUGCACAGAGGAGAUACAAGUGGAAGACAGACACCACAUUGCACCUGCCUUCUCUCUUGGACUGGAGACCUGCUACAGCUACCUGCAGCCCUUGGGGCCAGGUGGCAGUCCUGAUUCGAAGUUCCUCCUCCUGCUGCUCAGUUUGCUUUGCUGCUGCUGCCGGUUCUGUUUGCCCCUGGCCAUGGGGGAGCUACUGGCUUCUGUGCAUCCCUGGCCUGUUUUUUACAUACUUGCUCUCUGGCAUCUGAAAGGUGAGGAAUUCCACCAAGACAAGUUAGUGGACGGAGUUGUGACCAGGGGCACUGGAUGCAUUUCCUUGCUUAGAAUAACUCCAUGCUCCAAACUGGUGGGGAAUGUUCUCUCCAUGGUCCCACCUGGAGAAAAGGUUUUCCACGUUGGAUCCGAUCAUCAGUCCCUCAAAUUCAGGACUCUAGCAGAGUAAGCAAAUUUUAUAUUCUUUUCUCUUAAAAUGGCCAAUUUUAUUUGCUUGCCCAUUCUUCCCUGAUCUCUUGUAAUUCUGUGGAUGUGCCAAUAAAA
This is a messenger RNA of Alligator mississippiensis (American alligator), 2341 nucleotides long. RefSeq names its product V-set domain containing T cell activation inhibitor 1 (gene VTCN1). The record is from RefSeq and is a predicted model, not a curated record. The transcript is spliced from 6 exons. The coding region runs from base 939 to 1784 and encodes 281 amino acids. NCBI's taxonomy places the organism in Eukaryota, Metazoa, Chordata, Crocodylia, Alligatoridae.